Messenger RNA from Zonotrichia albicollis (white-throated sparrow), 744 nucleotides. The record is from RefSeq and is a predicted model, not a curated record. NCBI's taxonomy places the organism in Eukaryota, Metazoa, Chordata, Aves, Passeriformes, Passerellidae.
AUGAGCUGCACAGGGCCAGCAGUGGGAUUUGCCCUCAGCCCUGUUCUCCCCACCCCUCCAGGCCUGUCUGGGAACCCCACGGACCUGGAGAAGCGGCGCCAGGCCUUUGGGCAGAACUUCAUCCCCCCCAAGAAGGCCAAGACGUUCCUGCAGCUGGUGUGGGAGGCGCUGCAGGACGUGACGCUGAUCAUCCUGGAGAUCGCCGCCAUCGUCUCGCUGGGGCUGUCCUUCUACCACCCCCCGGGCGGGGACAACGAGCAAGAUUCCUGGGGUGGAAUCAUUUCCCUUUUCCUGGUCCUGCAGGUGGAGCAGGAGCAGCUGGACAAGAUCUGGCCCAAGCUGCGGGUGCUGGCGCGCUCCUCGCCCACGGACAAGCACACCCUGGUGAAAGGAAUCAUCGACAGCACCGUGGGUGACCAGAGGCAGGUGGUGGCUGUGACAGGGGACGGCACCAACGAUGGCCCAGCCCUGAAGAAAGCAGAUGUUGGGUUUGCCAUGGGCAUCGCGGGCACGGACGUGGCCAAGGAGGCCUCGGACAUCAUCCUGACCGACGACAACUUCACCAGCAUCGUCAAGGCCGUCAUGUGGGGCCGCAACGUCUACGACAGCAUCUCCAAGUUCCUGCAGUUCCAGCUCACCGUCAACGUGGUGGCCGUCAUCGUGGCCUUCACCGGGGCCUGCAUCACCCAGGUGAGCUCAGCUGGGCACGUGGGACAUGGGUGGGUAUGAUAUGGUGGUGGCAUC